Molecule: messenger RNA, 1980 nt
Organism: Cimex lectularius (bed bug)
Lineage: Eukaryota; Metazoa; Arthropoda; Insecta; Hemiptera; Cimicidae
Gene: mus81
Product: crossover junction endonuclease MUS81
Exons: 12
Coding region: 90-1640 (516 amino acids)
Biological process (GO): resolution of meiotic recombination intermediates; mitotic intra-S DNA damage checkpoint signaling; DNA catabolic process
Cellular component (GO): nucleus; Holliday junction resolvase complex
Molecular function (GO): 3'-flap endonuclease activity; DNA binding; crossover junction DNA endonuclease activity
Source: RefSeq, a predicted model, not a curated record
ACAGAUAAGUUAUCAGCAGAGGUUUUCCCUAUUUGUUUGUAACCUGGUACUUGUUUGCUGUGAAUCUCUGAUGAGGCGACCUCACAGAAAUGUCAAAAGAUUCCAAAAGGAUAAAGUUAGUUGCGAAAACUGCGAAUCCUCUUUUUGAAAAAUGGAUGUUGGAAUUGAUAGAAAAUGCACUGGAGGAAGAAGAAGCAGAACAACUUCAAAAUGCACUCGAAUCUUUAAGAAAGUUUCCGAUCUUGUUGAAAAAUGGCUCAGAUUGUAUUAUUCUUGAGCACUUUGACAACAAUCUGUGCCGUCGAUUAGACGAAAAACUGCAAAUUUACAACACGGAGCUUCUGAAAGCACGUGUUGAAAAUUCAGAUAAAAAUGAAGAAUUUGAAUCACACCCGAAUAAAGAUGAAGAAUUGUCGGAUCAUCAUGUAGCUGUUUGCAAAAUACUUGUCACAUUGCUUGAUAAGGAGAUAGAUCCCACUUACAAAGGUUUUUUACGAAAAGCAGAAUUACAGACAGAAACCCAGCUUUCUAUGAAAAACCCUCAUACGCUUGGGUCGACUUCGCUAUCUACGCUCAUUUCAAAAGGUCUUGUGGAAAAUAAAAAUCACAAAUAUUCACUUUCUUCAUCAGGAAAACAGCUGGCCACCAAGCUUAAAGUUUCAAACAACAAAAGGAAAUUUUUAUUAUCGGAAUUUUACCAAUUUGAUGUUCAAGACAUUAUCGCUCCUAGCAGCCGAAGUAGAAAAGAAAAUAUUUCCAAUGUAGAUCAUGGUAAUCAAAAUGGCAAAGAAAUCGAUGAAAAAUUUACAUUUCUCCCAUAUACAUUUGAAAUAAUCCUUUUAGUAGACACAGCUGAAACUACAGGAAGUUCAAAAACAGACGACCCCACUACAACUUUGCUAAAGAAACACGGGGUCAAUUUUGAAGUUAGGCAUUUGAACGUAGGCGAUUACUUGUGGAUAGCAAGAGAUGAAAGUGGGAAAGAACUAGUUCUCCCUUACAUAGUCGAAAGAAAAAGAAAGGAUGAUUUAUCAUCCUCGAUCAAAGAUGGCAGAUUUCAUGAACAGAAAUUUCGGUUAAAACAUUGUGGUCUUAAAAAUAUAAUAUAUCUUGUUGAAGAUUAUAAAAUGAAUGGUGGUGGUUUGCCUGCCACGACACUUAUGCAAGCGGUUGUAAAUACAAUGGUCAUUGAGAAAUUUACUCUUAAGUUUACUAACAACCACAAAGAAUCAAUGUUGUAUCUUAAUUUUGCUACAGAUUUCAUUAUGAAUGAAUUCAAGGCAAAAACCUUAAAAUCGUGUACAAGGGAAGAAAUAGAAAAUGAAGAUUUGGAUCUUGGCGAUUCUUCUUGUUCACUUAUGCCUUUUAAGACGUUUUCAUCAGGGAUGUCAAAAAGAAGGAAUUAUACAGUCAAGGAAAUGUUUUUAAAACAACUAAUCCAACUUCAUGGCAUGUCGGUGGAUAAAGCAUUGGCCAUUGUCGACAUUUACCCGAAUCCCAAAUCUCUCAUUACGGCAUUUUUGUCAUCAGGACCGCUUCUUCUUGCAAAUAUUGAAUACGGGCUCUUAAACCGUAAAAUAGGACCCGUAAUAAGCAGAGUGCUUCACUCUUUUUACACGCUGAGGACUUUUCCCAGCUAACAGUUCCGUGAUCACAGAAGAUAAAUUUUGAAGUGAAGUGUGAUAAAAAUAGUAUUGGUUAAUGAUCGGAUUUAAUUAUGCCCCUGAUCAUCUAGGUCUACAUAUUCUCAUUGUAUUUGUAAUCAUGCCGGGAUGAUCAGGUUCAUUGUAAAAAACUGAUUGAAAAAACUUCAUAAAAAUGAUUUUUAAUGAUAUAUAAUUGCUCACAAAAGUGUCAAAUUAAUUGAAAAGUAAAAAUAUAUGUAAAAUAAAAUAUAUAUAAAUAAGAAAUCUUUUCUUGUCAACAAUUUCUAGCAUUUUUAAAAUAACAAUCUAUGAGCUUAUUUUAAAAAAAAAUCCU